CUAAACCCAUCCAACACAAAACCACCUCGUAACCUCACCAGAUAAUGGAUAUAGUAACAAACAAUUGCCUUUCAGUAUGUAUAAUAUAUACUUAUGUAAAAGACUAAAACUAAUGACCAAAAACAGAGACAGACUCAAAAUCUUGCCUUUAUAUAAUUAUUUUUGUAUAUCUAUAGUUCCUUUAAUCCAUAGGUAUGCUCAAGAAUUGAGGUCGGUUUCACUGGAUGCCGAUCCAUUCCCUGCAAUUUUGAUGGUUAGUCACACACUCACAUCCAUGUCUUGUUGAUUUAUUUUAUUAAAUGCUAUUUUGGAAUUUAGUGUUGUGCUAGUUUUGGGAUUUGGAUUUGGUCUACAGAGAUAUGAAUGUCUAUUUUGAGUUUUAAGCUAACUUCAUCUCUCUCUUUCUAGUGUGAAAGAAUAUUUCUAAUUUUCUACAGUAUGAGUUGUUUCUGUGUGAUGGGUGUCUGAAAAAUUUGCAGUGUUUUUUUCUUCUCUGAGUUUUGGUUACCUGGGUAAUUGAUUUGGGUACUUUAGAAGAGUGGUUCUGUUGAUAAGGAGAACUCUCUUUAGAUAUGUUCAAGGAGAAUCCAUUUGUGGUGAUUUUUCUUUUUCCUUUUCUUUGGUGGGUUUUUGGAUUGAGAAUCGGAGGAUGAGGUGGGUGUGAAUCAAUACCUUUAUUCAAGCCUUUCAUGGUUUCCAUGGGCACAGGAAAAAAGGGGGUUUUUGAAAAGAAAAAAAAAAUGAAAAAAAUGAAAAAGGGGUUUGCUUCUGAUUGGUAUGUAUGUACAAUGUACAUGGCAGUGGGAAUCACUUUUUUCUCCUUUUUCAUGAUGUCCCAUUGAAUGUGGUACAUUCUUUUCUUUUUCUUUUUAUCGAAGGAGCUAAAUUUUGCUGGAUUUUGGGUUUGAUAUAGGUUUAUUCUGUGAGUUGUUAGGUAUAGAGCACAUCUUUGGGGAUUCCAUGUUGGAGGGUUUGAAUUUCACUUUAAUGGUGUCAUAGGAUUCUGUGGACAUGGGUUGGAUUGAUUGAAGAAUCUAUUGGAGGGGGGUAAUAAGAAGAAAAAGAGGAUUUGAAGAGAAGGGUUGGUUGAGAUGUCAUCCAAAUCGACGGACAAGAGUAGUUCUUCCAGGGGCAGCUCUGCUCGAGUGAAGCACAAUGCUCAUGUGGUUGCACAGACCCCCAUUGACGCAAAGCUUCAUGUGGAUUUUGAAGAGUCUGAACAGUUAUUUGAUUACUCUAAUGUAUCGAGUUCUACUAGCAAUGUUCCCUCCUCUACUGUAUCUGCUUAUCUGCAGAAGAUGCAAAGGGGAGGUCAUAUCCAAUCGUUUGGUUGCAUGAUUGCCAUCGACGAGAACCUCACUAUCCUUGCCUACAGUGAAAAUGCCCCAGAAAUGUUGGAUUUAGCCCCACAUGCAGUUCCAAGCAUUGAGCAGAAAGAAGCUUUGGCUUUUGGAACAGAUGUGCGGGCACUCUUUCGAUCCCCAGGUGCUGCUGCGCUGCAGAAAGCGCUGAAUUUUGGGGAAGUUAGUCUCCUCAACCCCAUAUUAGUACAUUGUAGUAAUUCUGGCAAGCCCUUUUAUGCAAUUUUGCAUCAAAUUGAUGUGGGGUUUGUUAUAGAUCUGGAGCCUGUGAAUCCGGCUGAUGUGCCAGUAACAGCUGCUGGAGCAUUAAAAUCAUAUAAGCUUGCUGCUAAAGCCAUCUCAAGGUUACAAUCUUUGCCAAGUGGGAAUAUAUCACUAUUAUGUGAUGUGUUAAUUCGUGAAGUGAGAGAUUUGACUGGUUAUGAUCGGGCAAUGGUGUAUAAAUUUCAUGAAGAUGAGCAUGGUGAAGUUGUUGCUGAGUGUCGCAGACCCGAAUUGGAACCUUAUCUCGGUUUGCAUUACCCUGCUACUGAUAUACCACAAGCUUCUAGAUUUCUCUUCAUGAAAAAUAAGGUUAGGAUGAUCUGUGAUUGUUUAGCCCCGCCAGUGAAAGUAAUUCAAGACAAGAGAUUGGCUCAGCCAGUGAGUCUUUGUGGAUCCACUUUAAGAUCUCCUCAUGGGUGUCAUGCACAGUAUAUGUCAAAUAUGGGUUCCAUUGCUUCUCUUGUGAUGUCAGUGACGAUCAAUGAGGAAGAUGACGAUGUGGAGAUUGAUCAGCAAAAGGGAAGAAAAUUGUGGGGUUUGGUGGUAUGUCACCACACAAGCCCUAGGUUCAUUCCAUUUCCUUUAAGGUAUGCCUGUGAGUUCUUGAUUCAAGUUUUUGGUGUUCAGAUUAACAAGGAAGUGGAAUUGGCAGCUCAACUAAGGGAGAAGCAUAUUUUGCGGACUCAAACAGUGCUUUGUGACAUGCUCCUAAGAGACAACCCCGUGGGAAUCGUCACUCAAUCCCCAAACGUGAUGGAUCUUGUCAAGUGUGAUGGAGCUGCACUGUACUACAAGAACAAAUUUUGGUUGCUCGGGGUAACCCCGACAGAGCCACAAAUUAGAGAUAUAGCUGAAUGGCUUCUUGAGUACCACUGCAGUAGUACUGGGUUAACUACUGAUAGCCUCGUGGAAGCUGGCUAUCCAGGUUCCUCCAUUCUUGGUGAUGCAGUAUGUGGAAUGGCUGCUAUUAAGAUUACUUCAAGAGAUUUCCUCUUUUGGUUCCGGUCUCACUCAGCGAAGGAGAUCAAGUGGGGUGGUGCAAAACAUGAUCCUGAUGACAAAGGUGACAGAAGAAAAAUGCAUCCCAGAUCGUCAUUCAAGGCCUUUCUGGAGGUGGUCAAGGGGCGGAGCCUACGAUGGGAAGAUGUGGAAAUGGAUGCAAUCUAUUCCUUACAGCUGAUAUUGAGAGAAUCUUUGCAAGAUGAGAUCAUGGAUGAUUCCAAAAUGAUAGUGAAUGUUCCAACAGUUGACACCAGUAUACAGCAGGUCGAUGAGCUGCGUUCAGUGACGACUGAAAUGAUUCACCUUAUUGAAACUGCUUCAGUCCCUAUAUUGGCUGUUGAUGACUCUGGUAAUAUUAAUGGGUGGAAUACCAAAGUAGCUGAGCUUACUGGAUUAGAUUUGCAGCAAGCCAUGGGCACGGCCUUAUUGAAUCUUGUUGUGGAUGAUUCAAUCGUUGUAGUGAAAAGCAUGCUUUCCUUGGCUUUAGAAGGUAAGGAAGAGCAGAAUGUUGAAAUCAGACUAAAAACAUAUGGUCCUUUGGAAAACAAUGGUCCUGUUAUCUUGGUUGUCAAUGCAUGUUGUAAUCGAGACAUAAAAGGACAUAUUGUAGGGGUUAGUUUUGUUGGGCAAGAUGUUACUGGGCAAAAGAUGAUUAUGGACAAAUACACCCAAAUCCAAGGAGAUUAUGUUGGGAUCAUGCGGAGCCCUUGUGCCCUUAUUCCUCCAAUAUUUAUGAUGGACGAGCACGGCCGAUGCUUGGAGUGGAAUGAUGCAAUGCAAAAAUUGGCUGGCUUGAAGAGGGAAGAAGCCAUUGAUCGGAUGCUUCUGGGAGAGGUCUUUACAGUUGACAAUUUUGGUUGUCGGGUCAAAGAUCAAGACACAUUAACUAAGCUCAGGAUAUUAGUGAAUGGGGUAAUUGCAGGCGAGGAUGCAGAUAAAUUGCUGUUUGGGUUCUUUGAUCAGCAGGGUAAAUAUGUUGAGGCACUGCUUUCUGCAAACAAAAGGACAGAUGCAGAGGGAAGCAUUACUGGGGUUUUAUGCUUUUUGCAUGUAGCUAGCCCGGAACUUCAGUAUGCGAUGCAUGUGCAAAGAAUAUCAGAACAGGCAGCGACGAAUAGCCUCACUAAAGUGUCCUAUAUUCGUCAUGAAAUCAGAAACCCUUUAAAUGGAAUAAAGUGUUUACAGAAUCUAAUGGAAUCUUCUGAUUUAAGCAAAGAGCAGAGGCAGCUUCUGAAGAUGAGCACAUUGUGUCAGGAACAAAUAGCCAAGAUUGUAGAUGAUACUGAUAUCAAGAGUAUUGAGGAAUGCUAUAUGGAAAUGAACAGUAGUGAAUUUAGUCUCAAGGAAGCUCUGGAAGUGGUUAUAAAUCAAGUUAUGAUUCUGAGUCGUGAACGCAAGGUGCCAGUCAAUUAUGAUUCUCCUGCUGAAGUGUCUUCUAUGUACUUGUAUGGUGACAACUUGAGGCUUCAGCAAGUCCUUUCAGAGUUUCUGACAAAUGCUAUCCUCUUUACUCCUGCAUUUGAGGGAUCAUCAGUGCAGCUGAGGUUAAUUCCAAGAAAGGAACGUAUAGGGGCAAAGAUGCAUGUUGUUCAUCUUGAAUUUCGGAUCAUCCACCCAGCACCAGGCAUUCCAGAAGAAUUAAUUCAAGAGAUGUUUCACCAUAAACAAAAUCUCUCGAGGGAAGGUCUUGGCCUAUUUAUCUGUCAAAAGCUUGUGAAGAUCAUGAAUGGCACUGUACAAUAUCUUAGAGAGGCAGAGAGGUCUUCCUUUGUUAUUCUCAUAGAAUUUCCAUUAGCUUACCAGAUAAAGCACCGGGAACCAAAAGGUUGAAGAGAAUUUUAAAGGGUAGGGGAAUAAUCUUCAUGGCCGCCUCACAGAACCAAGUCGGUGGCAUGUUUACAAGUCAGGUAUUCUCGUAGCAGAAUGCUUCCAAUGUUUUAGCAUGAAGAUUCACAAUAAGUUCAGCAGAAUGCUUUCAUGGCCUCAAGCUGUUGUAUCUUUUCCACCUUUUUGUAUAAUCAAUUUUCCUUCUUUCUGCCCUUAUAUAGCCUUUUGGGUUGAAAUUUUCUGUUCCUUAGGACUAAUAAGGAAACUGUUUCGGGCAAAACUGUACAGGGAAACCAAACAAUCAACACAUGGCCUUAACUCUAGUUCAGUUAUUGACAGGUUGUUUGCGGAGUCAAAUGAUACUGAUCCAGAUUGUUGUCUUUAUUUUGAGAUGAAAUCUUUGAAGA
Cornus florida is the source of this 4861-nucleotide messenger RNA. RefSeq names its product phytochrome C. The transcript has 4 exons. NCBI's taxonomy places the organism in Eukaryota, Viridiplantae, Streptophyta, Magnoliopsida, Cornales, Cornaceae. Bases 1092 to 4457 code for a protein of 1121 amino acids. The record is from RefSeq and is a predicted model, not a curated record. Gene Ontology annotation, biological process: detection of visible light; protein-tetrapyrrole linkage; regulation of DNA-templated transcription. Gene Ontology annotation, molecular function: protein homodimerization activity; photoreceptor activity; phosphorelay sensor kinase activity. Gene Ontology annotation, cellular component: nucleus.